AAGAAAACUUAAAAGACUUUUCUGAAAAGUUUGGGAAGGAAUGUCUUCUGGAAUUUCUUUGUAAAUGUGUAAGCAUCUGUAAUUGUGUCUUUCACUUGCUCUCUCAUGUAUCAACACCUUUUGUCACCCUUGCAGUGAAGCCUCUCACCUUUCCACCGUCUGUUCUGCAGCUGCCGAUAUGAAUGGGUGCAUAACUAUAUGGUGUGCCGUCAAAUAUAAAUUAUUCAUAGAGACCUUGAAUGUUUGUGCAUGCAUGUGUGUGUGUGUCUGUCAGAGAGACUGUGUAGGUGUUUUGAGUCCAGUCACAGGAUAGAUCUAUGGAGUGUUUGGGACUAGCAGAAAUACUCACCAGAUCCCCUCAGUGCCUCAUAUGUACUUGAGAAGACAGUAUUCUUAGGUUGUUGAAGCAAUGCCUUGACUUUGGGGGUAAAAGUCAGAAAGAGGACCUGUGAGGUUACUUUGACCGAGAAUCAUGCCUCCAGCCAAAUCCCCUACCAGGGCUAGAGGAGGGAAGCAGAAAGCUCUGGCAGGAAAGGCAGACAAAAAAGAAUCAAUUCCUCUGAAAAAAGGAGGAAAGACUGAAUCUCAAAUCCUCUCAAAUAAUAAUGAAAGUGGGAAAGGAAAAGGUGAUAAAUCUGUAAAGAAGGAAGCCAUAGCUGGGAAAGGGAAGAACAAAAAACAUGAAGAGAAGAAAACUGGGAAGAGUGACCAAACCGAGGCACCACAACAGGAAGAGAUAGAGACCUCUAGGCAAAUAGCCAAAGCGAGAAAGCAAAAUGGCAAAAUCUUACCUGCUAAGGUGACUAAUGGCAAUACAGGAAAAGGGAGAGCUGGGAAAGCUGUCAAAUCAAAACCUGACCAGAAAAAAAAUCCAGCCAAAACUCCUGCAAAAGGUGCAAGAAGGAGAGGUGCUAAAGUAGUAGAUACAGAUGAGGACGAAUCAGAGAGCGAGAAAGCAGAGAGCUCAGAGCAAGAGAGUGAAGAAGAAGGUAAGGAUGACAAGAAGGAGGAGUCAGAUUGCGUCGAGGACACUGCUGGGACAGACGCAAGUGUAUUAAGCGGUGAAGAAGAGCUGUCAGAUGUAGACAAAAAAACAGAAAAGGAGGAAGAAGAAGAAGAAGAAGAGGAGGAGAAGAAAAGUGUGAGAGAGGACAACUCUGAUGUGCCUACUGAAAGUAAAGUCAAAGAACCCGAAAAGGAACCUGUUAGCAGUGGAGAAGAAAUUGACUCUGAGGAGGUACUGAGUGAUACAGGGCAAGAGAACACACAGGAGGAGACGGCACAUUCAUCAACAAAACCAGGACCACUAAACCUGACAGUCCACCUCCAGGGGCAGAAAAAGAUGUUAAAAUCCAAGAUAUUACAAAAGAAGGGUCCUUCUAAAGGAGAGGAGGCUAAAGAAGCUUCCAUUUCUUCAAAAGGAGUACAAAUUAAAGGAUUGGCACUCUCCAAAGGUGGCGCCACUAAGGGUAAGUCUCAAAUUCUACAGUUGGCAAGUAAAACAAAGGCAAUGGCCAAGACAGAGGAAGCAGAACAACAGGAAGAAACCCCAACAAAAGUCCCAAAAGGAUUGUUGAACAGACAGUCUCGUAUGCUAUUUUCAAUGAAAGGCAAAGGGAAAGAUGACAAAAGCAAGAACGCCAAAGAAGAAACUCCAAAAGACACUGUAGAUGCUGACGAAGAACCAAAACAAGAUGCAUGUGAGAAAAUAGUGCCAGAUGCAGCUGAGCCUGAAGUAGAGAUGCCCUCAAAGUCAACAGAGCGUUUAUUGGCCCGGAAAAGAGGCAUGACGACAUUGCGGCGUGUCUCAGGGUGGAUUCAAAAGAAUAUGCCAAAGAGUAUCCACGUUCGAAGAAAAUUAUCGGCAGUCACCCAAGCGAUUGGGAUCUCAAAAUGGCUCUCUGCUUUGGUAUUGAAGAAGAGGAGUAGCAGCACCAAGUCAAAGAAGAGUCUUAUCCGACACAAGAUGGUUAUGAAAAUGGCAAGUGGUGGAAAAUCAAAAAAGGAAGUAUCAUCCUCAAUGGAUUCCAAGACAGACGAGGGUACUACUGCUGAUCCCCAGGGUGAUUCUUCUGAUAACCCUUGUUCAUCUCCACAAGACGUAGAGGAAAAGGCCAAUGCAGGAGAUGCCAAAUAUGCAAUUGUGUUCCCGAGGAUGAACAAAAUUGACAAGGCAAAGGAAACCACCGGUCCGUCUACUAGCACAGGCGAUGGAGGCACCACAGAGCGAAAACCACCAAAGCCUGGUGCUCGUCUGGUUCUUCCAGUCAAGCCUGACCUUAGCCUACUAAGGUCCAUCAAGAAAAACACUCAGGAGAGUGAAAGUGAUAAGAAUAGCAGCCCAAACUCUCGAGUGAUUGAGGGGCAGCCAGAGGUCAAAGCAGACAACAAAGAGCCAAUAUUAGGCAUCAAAGGUGGUACAAGUAUAUUACAAGCGGCCAAGGGAAAACUCGGGGGAUCGCAAGUAAACAUCACCAAGUUGUCUAUCUCAAAACCUUUGAUUAAUGGUGUAAGUGCGGGACAGAGCAAAGAAGUGGAGAGGAAUAUAAGGAAGGCAGAUAUAUCAGCAGAACCCGAGACAUGGAGGAAUGUAGUGAAGCAACCUUCUUUUGAGGAAGAUGCAGACCGAGAGGUGGCGGAGCUGAUGGGUGAGGGUCUUUUGCCCUCCGCUAUGGAGCUACACUGGGCUCAGACUCAGCAGAUGUGUGGUGAUCCUCAAGACUGGCUGCGUUCAGAGAACCUCCUGCCCCAUCAAACGGUGGAGAAGCUCACUAAAUGGACGGUGUAUCAAGAUGAUGAACAUGCCCACAUCAUUCCAGUCCAUAAUGGCAGAGGCCCAUGGGAAUCUGAAGAUCCGACCCAAAACAUGCUAGAGGAAAGACUUAACAGCACUCAGGUAAUGAUGCCAGGAAGCAGCCAAGCUGUGGAGGUGGAUGAAGUGGAAGAUUUGGCACAGUUGGAAGAGGUGUGUGAGAGUUCUGUUCUGCUGAAUCUGAAGAAGCGAUUUCAUCGGGAUUCCAUUUAUACGUAUAUUGGCAAUAUGCUUCUGUCCAUCAACCCCUUCAAGCCUCUCAACAUCUACACUGAGGAUCUGAGACAGCAGUACCAGGGUAAAGAGAAGCACAAUAAUCCACCUCAUAUAUAUGCCAUAGCAGAUGCCGCCUUUUGCCAAUCUCAGAAUACAACCCAGGAGAACUGCAUUAUCAUAAGUGGGCAAAGUGGAUCAGGCAAGACAGAGGCUGCCAAGCUCAUUGUCCACUACCUGAGUUCCAUGUAUCAAGGCAGAAAUGAUAAAUUACGCCAGCCAAUGGAUGUUUUGCCCAUUCUUGAGAGCUUUGGUAAUGCCAAGACUAUACUGAACAACAACUCUAGCCGAUUUGGAAAGUACCUACACAUCCACAUACGCCAUGGUGUUGUUGUCGGGACAUCUUUGUCAAAAUAUCUCCUUGAAAAAUCACGAAUUGUCUUCCAGGCUAAGGAGGAGAGAAACUACCAUGUGUUUUAUGAGCUGUUGGCUGGGAUGAAUGAGUGGGACAAGCAGGAUCUUUACUUGCAAGGAGCUGAAACGUACUUCUAUCUCAACCAGGGCAGGGCUUGUGAGUUACAAGGGAAGCAUGACAAACAAGACUUUCUGCUCUUGGUUCACUGCUUGGAGACAAUUGGUUUACAUGCAGAUCAACUUGCAACCAUUUGGGCUAUUCUGUCAUCAAUCCUGCAGCUGGGCAACAUUUGCUUCAGCUCCUAUGAGAGUGAAUCGUUUGAAGUCGCCCGUAUUUUUAGUGAAGCUGAGGCUCGGAGAGUGGGAAACCUCUUGCAGGUGUCGGCAGAGGCCUUACAGACGGUCAUCACACACAGAGUGACUGAAACAACUUAUGAUAGGAUCUACUGCCCUCUAUCUGUGGAAAGUGCCAUUGAAUCAAGAGAUGCCAUUGCCAAGACGCUGUAUUCUGUGCUGUUUGACUGGAUUCUUGAACGCAUCAAUGACUGGUUGAUCCCCACAGAGAUGGACAGCACCGUUGGCAUUGUGGAUAUAUACGGCUUUGAGGACUUGAGUGUGAACAGUUUCGAGCAGCUGUGCAUAAACUUUGCCAACGAGCAGCUGCAACAGUUUGUGAACAAAGCCCUGGUGGCCCAAGAGCAGGAGGAAUACAAUUCAGAACAGAUCCAGUGGUAUCCAAUAGUUCUGGAAGACUCUAAUGGCUGUCUGGAUCUGAUCUCAGCACGGCCUUAUGGUAUCCUUCGCAUCCUGGAUGACCAGACUUGCCUUCCUCAAGCUACAGACCACACAUUCUUGCAGAAAUGUCAUUAUCACCAUGGCAACAAUCCCUACUACACCAAGCCCAAAAUUCCUCUGCCAGUGUUCACAAUAUAUCACUAUGCCGGAGCUGUCACGUAUCAGGUGCACAACUUUCUAAAUAAAAAUCACGACCAGUUUCGGCCUGAAGUAUUAGAGCUUUUUGCCCGCAGUCGUUUACAGAUGGUGUCGGGUCUCUUCCGGAAGGUUCAGGAGCGUCACAUCCAACAGAAAGAGCUGGGAAGAGCAAGAGGUUACAGGACCCCGAUGUCAACCGUAGCUGCUCACUUCCAGCAGUCACUUCUAGAGCUCAUCACUCGUUUAGAGAGAUGUAAAACUACAUUUAUACGAUGCUUUAAACCCAACUAUGUUAAGCUUCCAGGCAUAUUUGAUGUAGACUACAUAACCACACAGCUGAGGCAUGGAGGGAUACUGGAGACCAUUCACAUACGAAAAGAAGGAUUUCCGAUUCGCAUCCCCUUUGCUCUGUUCAUGGAGAGGUAUGGUGUGUUAUUAGCCCAGAGACCAGAAAACCAGUCUUGUGAAGAGCAAGUAGUGACUUUACUGGAGACUAUAGGAGCAGAGGAAGGCCAGUACCAGUUAGGACUCACUAAGGUGUUUAUGAAGGAGACUCUGUACCAGCGGGUUGAGGAAAAAUGGAGUAGCACCCAAACAUGGGCAGCAGUCACCAUCCAGAGGAACAUUCGUGGCUUCAUCUGCCGAAGAAACUUCCGUUUCUUUAAACAAAAGGCUAUUGUCAUCCAGUCCCACAUCAGGGGCCACCAGGCCCGGAAGUACUACAAGAAACUGAAACAGUCCUUCACUCAGUUCUGGGCAGCUAUGAUGAUCACCCGAGACACCAUUAAGAGGCGUCAUUGGAGAGAACAUAGUGAUAGAACCAGAGUGAAGGAAGCAGCAAAACCUUCAUCUACCUCUUCAGAGAUGGAUGUGGGAAUAUUGGAGAUCCCGGCAGAACUGUCGGCCAGAUUACGCAGUGCAGCAGGGCGUCCUCAAGGAUCAGGGGUGACUGAAGUAGCUCUGCCAAAGGUCAAAGCAGAACACAACCUCUCAUUGCCCCUAGAUAUUGACAGACACCCUUUCACCCAAUAUGCCAACACAGUCCUCAAGGACGGAUGGUGCCAACCGCAGGGUUACCCGCUUCAGAAGCCUUUGACAUCUCUGGACCCUGAGGAUGCCCGUACAGCUCUAGAAAUCUAUAAACUGAUCCUGCGUUUCACUGGUGACUCGGAUCUGACAGGCUGGCAAGAGCAGAUGUUGGGGAACUACAUUGUGGAGAAGAGCCAAACUCGGCCCAGCAUGCGAGAUGAGAUUCUAGCCCAACUGGUCUACCUCACUUGGGACGAGGAUAAUAUGGAGAGCACCCUGCGGGGCUGGUUGCUCCUGGCCUGCUGUUUGAGUACCUUCACACCAUCUCCUGCCCUGGAGAAACCCUUGCUUAAGUAUGUGUCGGACCGGGGUCCAGGGGAGUACCGCUCUCUGUGCCAGCACAAGCUCCUCACAUCCCUCCAGCUCCCCUCUCCUGCCUGCAGGCAGCACCCUCCGAGUCAACUUGAGUGGACAGCCAAUCAGAGAAAGGGAAAGAUGGUGGUGGAGGUCAACACUUUCAUUGAGGAAAGGUUAACUGUGGAGGUGGAGUCUUGGACUACAGGGGAACAACUGGCUUCUUGGCUUCUUAGCUACAGAGGUUUGACUGAAGCUACACGGGGUUGGUCUGUGUCUUUGUUGGCUGGGGAGGGCUGGACUGACCUGGCUGGCAGUGACUUUGUUAUGGAUCUCUUGGCUGGAGUGGAGGCUGAUGCGCCCCAGGGUCACCCACCUGCUCAAAACGAUUACCUCUUUAGUGACACAGGCAACAGGAUGGCAACCACAGACCUGGAUGACUUUAUACCACCUGCUCCCCCUAUGCAGGCCCCUGAUCUCCCCUCCUUUGAAGCAUCUCCAUGGGACACCACCUAUGAACCCUCUUCCACAUCCCAAGGAUCUCGAGGUCGGCCAAUGGAUGCUUACGUCGAUGACCUCUUUGAUCCUGUGUUUGAUCAAGGUCCUCCGGACUUUGAACGGAUGGCCAUGCUGAAUCGCAGAAUGAGAGGAGGGGGAGGUAUGAUGCCCAGCAUGUACACCGGAGCAGGAAUGCCAAUGAAUCCUGCUAUGGCUGGCUAUGGUGCCACUCCAAUGAUGCCAAACAUGAUGCCCGCUACCAUGCCCAUGAUGCAGCCCAUGCCACCUAUGAUGAUGCCAACUGCCAUGCCACAAGCCAUGCCUGCUGCCACACCGGCUGUCAACACACAGCAAAUGGCUGCUCAACAGCAGGCCUUUAUCAAUCAACAGGCUCAGCUUCUGGCUCAGCAGAUGACCAUGCAGGCAAUGACACUGUCCCAGAAGCAACAGCAGGAAGAGAUGAGAAAACGUGAGAAGGAGUCACAGAGAAGGUCACCACGCCAGCGGCGGCGCUCUCCUCCACGUGCACGUUCACCUUCACGCUCACCCUCACCCUCACCUAAACCCAGAGGCCGCCCCCAGGCAGAAAGAACCACCCCUCAGACCCCGAAAAAAGCCCCAGAGGCCCCUCCAAAGCCCCGCAGCCCUGAGGCACAGCCUGAGACAGAGGUGGAUCUUAAGGCCCCGGAAGAUCAAGGGUCCUUUAAAGAGAAGAGGGAUUUUUUUCAAAAGAUUGGUACGUCAGAAGCACGCCCAAAAUCUGCGCCAAAGGUUGCUAAGCCACUGAUAUACGCCACUCCACCGGUGACCCAUCCCAAAUCACCUCCUCCAGUAAAGACUGAAGUGAAACCAUUGCCAGAACCUCCUAAAAACCAAGAACCUGAACCAGAACCUCCAGAACCCACUUCUCCUAAACCAGAACCUACCAGCAACAUUAGAGAGAUCAUCAAGCGGUACCAAAGCCGGCCCGCUCCAGAACCUAAAGCCUACGAGCCUGUCAGGGUUUCAGCCAAGCACUUUGUAAAGAAAAAUGACCCCAAAGAAGAGGCACUGGCCAUUCUCAAAUCUCAGGGACCUGUCUCUCAACAAAAGAAACAGUGGGUAGACAUGCCUCCUCCGCCCCCUCCGCGCCCUGAGUCCCAUAGCCGUCGCCCCAUCUCCAAUGAUAUGAAACAGAAGCAGCGUUCACUAGCUGAUCUCUUCGGCUCGCAGCGCUCACAGGCUCUGCCUCGAGUUCGUGACCCCAUCCUUCCUCCACCACCUCCUCCCAGCAUCCCUGACCCGCCACCGGCGCCUGCACCUGGACUUAAUCAGUUCAGCCGGAUGACAGAGGAGGAGAACGUUCGGUCCCAAUUGUACAGAUUCUCUGCUAGCGUCUACUUCUCCUAUCCCAAUAUGCAUGGCAAACUCUUCCUGCGCAAGGAGCUAUUUUAUCCCAGAGAAAAAUUCAACCAUCCAUACAUCCUUAAUUUGCUCUGUGAGCAGAUCAUGCGGGACACUUACUCGGAUUCUUGUCUGAGGAUUUCACGUGAGGAACGGCGUAAAAUGAAAGACCUGUUGGCGAGCUUCCAUAUCGGAUCCAAUGUCAGUUCUAUAGACGAUGAUGCCAUGAAGAAAAGAAUCGUCAUGGCAGCAAGAGACAACUGGUCCAAUUACUUUUCGCGUCUCUUUAAUGUGAAGCUGGGGAAUGGAGAUGCUCAGAUUCUGGGAGUGUCUCAUAGAGGAAUCAGACUGCUGAAGGUGGCCAGAGCUUCAGGCAUAAAUCCCAAACACCUCAAACUGCUCCACAGCUACAGUUACUCACAGGUGUUGUCGGUACAGCAGCAAGACACUGGAAAAGUUGUGAUCACUUUGAGUAAUGAAGAAUUGGAACUUCACUCCCAACAGGCUCCACAGAUCGCUGCUGUGAUUCAUCUCUUCCUCAUGGAGCUGAUUAAGAACUCAGACUAUGUGAUCGCUGUAAAGAGCUAUGUAACAGAUGACCGGAGCUUGCUGAGCUUCCACAGAGGCGAUGUCAUCAAACUGUUGAACAUGGAUGGACUCAAGGAUGGAUGGAUGUUUGGUUCCAGUGGGGGCCGUUCUGGACUCUUCCCGGUGGAUGUCACUCAGCCUUGUGCCCAACCAGACUACCAUAGUAACAACAUGGAGCGGCAGCUUGAACGAAAAAAGAGUAUGAGACUCACCGGCUCUUCCCCCAACAUACCUGCCAAUGGCUCCGUCACCAACAAACUUGUGAAUGGCACUGUGACCAACAUACCAGCCAAUGGCUUCGUCUCCAACAAACUUGUCAAUGGUCUUGUCACCAACAUACCUGCCAAUGGCUUCGUCUCCAACACCCCUGUUGCCCGCUCCGUGGCUGCCAGCAGUGAAUACAGUGUGGAGGUAGGGUCCAUCCACAGAUCUGAAUCAGAACGUCAGCAGCAUAUCAUGACUGAGUUUGCCAGGAAGUUCUUCACAGAUUCUAUCACCAGACCAGACAUGAAAGACAAAAGUCUCAAUGUGAUGGUGGAAUACACCCCAAAUCCCAUUCAGGAAUCACUGAUCCUUUUCUCAGACAAUGAUCUCAAUCGUCUGGGUGCUCAAAACUUCAUGUAUUUGAUGCAGUUUAUGAUGGAUCAGCCUAUGAAGAAAAAUCAGAAAGAAAGCGACUGCGUUAACUCCAUUUUGCAGCUGGGAAAAGAGAAGGAGUUCCUCAGGGAUGAGAUCUACUGUCAGGUCAUCAAGCAGACCACCAAACACCCAGUCAGGGAGAACUGCAAUCGUGGCUGGCGUUUGUUUAGUCUGGUGACUGGAUUCUUCCCCUGUUCCAACACUCUCUUUCCGUAUUGCACCCGCCACCUGGAGACCAUCAUUCAGGAUGCCAACCACCCUUUUCAAGAACUGGCAAAUGUGUGCACAAUGAAUCUCAGACGAUCACUCAAUUUUGGAGGACGCAGGCACAUCCCUUCACAUUCAGAGAUGGAGGCCAUUUUGGCUGGGAGGAACUCUCGACGCCUGCCCGUCAUGCUGCCUAGUGGAACCGAUUUUACCUGCAAGAUUCACAGCUUUAGUGUCGCAUUUGAGGUGGUACAAGACUUUUGCGCUGAGAUGGGCGUCAUGAAUCCAGCAGAAGUGAAGGAAUUUUCCAUCCAUGCCACUAAAAAAGGGGGCGAUGUUACACGCCCAAUUCACUUCGAUGAGUAUCUGUUUGACUUCCUGCUGGAUGAUGGCUCGAUCUCCCUCUCCUUUCAUCGAUUAAUCUGGAAACAGCCACUCCAAUUCAGCAAUGAACUUUACCUGGAUUUCCACUACCAGCUGCUUCUGGCUAAUUAUCUGCAAGGCAGACUAUUGCUGCCCAUGAACAGCGCUACAAUCUACCAGCAGGUGGCAGAGUUGACCGCUCUCCAACACCUUGCGCUUGGACUGACUGAUCUGCCAUCCAACGCUGAGGUAAAGCAGUACCUUCCCCGGAAUGAUCGGCUCAAGUCCACCGAUGAAAGGCUUCUUGCUACUAUACGGGCACAGUUUUCUACCUUUGGCCCCCUCAGCCACCUUGAUGCCAAAGCUCGCUUUAUCAAAAGUGUCAGUUCGCUUCCUCUCUUUGGAUAUGAUAUAUUCACUGCUCAGAAAGUUAGUCAUCACAGCUGCCCCUCUCCCUCGCUGAUCGCAGUCAACCAUGAAGUUAUCUCGGUCCUUGAUCCCAAAUCACAGAACGCAUGUUUGACAGUGUCUCUAGAGGACGUGCAGUCCUUGCGCUCGAUCCGUCCCAAGAAGGACAAGCUGCAAUCAGUUGAGAUCAGUUUUAGUGGCCAAACUCAACCCAGGGCUCUCAGCAUCCAUCUAAAGCAGGCAAAAGAACUAUGCCACACCAUUGCUUUGAUUAUGGAAGAGGUGGUGAAACCCUCCUACAGCUCCGUGUCCAGUCGGGCCGGAACCCCUCAUUAAACAACCAACAUAUGCAAACCACCUAAUAUCCCAUGACUUACCCUGAGUUCAAAUAUGUCUCCUGCCAUAAAUCAUUACAGACGUUGUAUUUCAUAAACAUGUAGAAAAGUUUACAAAAGAUCAAGGCUAAUAUUUACCAAGUGUUUAAGUAUUAGUGUUUGGGGCAGUCAUGGCCUAAUGGUUACAGAGUCAGAUUUGUAACCGAAGGUUGCAGAUUCGAUUCUCAACAACGGCACGAAAAUAUAGGUGGGGAGUGAACGAACAACUCUCUCUUCCAACCUCAGUACCCACGGCUGAGGCACCUAACCCCCCAAUCACUCCCCAGGCGCCACAGCGAAUAGCAGUGUGUGUGCUCACGACUCACUGCUCUUACUUAUUUGUGUGCACUAACUUGGAUGGGUUAAAUACAGAGGACGAAUACCAAGUAUGAGUUACCAUACUUGGCCGUCACGUCACUAAUUCAUUAUAUCCAGGGUUUUCAACAAAGGGACUGUAAAAAUACUGGGGGUUUGCAGAGAAUACGUAUACAGUAUAUAAAAAUUUCUACAGCAAAGAAAAAUUUAAACUCUUUGGAAUGAACAUUAAUGAUUUACGGAAGAGGAUUAGGGCCAAGCAAUAAUAAAAAAAUAAAACCAUCUUGAGAUUAAAGUUGUUAAAUUUCGAGAAAAAAGUCGAGAUAAAAUGUUGAGAAUAAACUCAUUA
Messenger RNA from Megalobrama amblycephala (Wuchang bream), 10879 nucleotides. It is a transcript of the gene myo15b, whose product is annotated as myosin XVB. Lineage: Eukaryota; Metazoa; Chordata; Actinopteri; Cypriniformes; Xenocyprididae. Gene Ontology annotation, cellular component: cytoskeleton; myosin complex. The record is from RefSeq and is a predicted model, not a curated record. Bases 473 to 10177 code for a protein of 3234 amino acids. The transcript is spliced from 65 exons. Gene Ontology annotation, molecular function: protein binding; cytoskeletal motor activity; ATP binding.